Molecule: messenger RNA, 1602 nt
Organism: Salvelinus namaycush (lake trout)
Lineage: Eukaryota; Metazoa; Chordata; Actinopteri; Salmoniformes; Salmonidae
Gene: syt6a
Product: synaptotagmin VIa
Exons: 8
Coding region: 1-1602 (533 amino acids)
Biological process (GO): cellular response to calcium ion; calcium-ion regulated exocytosis; regulation of calcium ion-dependent exocytosis
Cellular component (GO): membrane
Molecular function (GO): calcium ion binding; phosphatidylserine binding; clathrin binding
Source: RefSeq, a predicted model, not a curated record
AUGAGUCCUGACGGAGAGGAGCAUGACAUGUUCUGUCAGAAAGCUGUGACCCUAAUUGUUGACCUCUGCCUCCAGAACCACCAGUUAUUGGACCAGGACACCUGCCAGGACUUCUUGUUUCUGUUGUCCAACCAGAACUCGGACUACAAGGACCCAGAUGUCACUUUUGGCCUCCUCCUCAGCGUGUUUGUGGUGUGCGGACUUGUCCUGUUGACUCUUUGUGCCUUCGCCUCCUGGAAGCUGUGCUGGGUGCCUUACUGGCAGAACAAGGCAGCAGCAGCCCUUUCCUCCAGCUCUCCCCAGCACCAGUUCCUCCCAAGCCCCAACCAGCAGAAGUCACCGGUCACCAUGGCAACGGAGAAAGUGAAGGACCCGAUGGGUUCCGUGGGUUUCCUGGAGGCUGCUGUGAAGAUAAGCCACACGUCACCUGAUAUCCCAGCGGAGGUGCAGCUCUCAAUGAGGGAACACUUUAUGAGGCGUACUCAACGCAUGCAGCGGCAGGCCACUGAGCCUGCUUCCUCCUCCAGACACAGCUCAUUCAAAAGGCACCUGCCCAGACAGAUGCAGUCGAUCAGCCUGGACCUUGGCAAUGACUACUUGGACGAGGACGAGCAGCCCACCAGCAUCGGACGCAUCAAACCCGAGCUCUACAGACAGAAGACCCUGGACACUGACGAGUCCGCCAAGAACAGCAACGCCAAGAACUGUGGGAAGAUCAACUUCUCCUUGAAGUACGAUUAUGAAAAUGAGGCCCUCCUGGUCAACAUCCUCAAAGCCUUCGACCUGCCCGCCAAGGACCUGUGCGGCAGCUCAGACCCCUACGUCAAAAUCUAUCUUCUCCCUGAUCGCAAGAAGUUCCAGACGCGCGUCCACCGGAAGACGCUCAACCCCACGUUCGACGAGUCCUUCCAGUUCCCCGUGCCUUAUGAUGAGCUGGCUGUUAGGAAGCUCCACAUGAGUGUGUUUGACUUUGACAGGUUCUCCAGACAUGAUAUGAUCGGGGAGGUGGUGGUGGAUAACCUCGUUGAGACGUCAGACCUCUCCAGAGAGACGGACAUUUGGAGGGACAUUCAGUACACCACAACUGAGAGCGUGGACCUGGGAGAGAUCAUGUUCUCACUAUGCUACCUUCCCACUGCUGGACGACUCACUCUCACCGUCAUCAAGUGCAGGAACCUCAAGGCCAUGGAUAUCACGGGAUACUCAGAUCCCUACGUCAAAGUGUCUCUCGUCUGUGACGGGAGGCGUUUGAAAAAGAAGAAGACAACAAUCAAGAAGAACACUCUGAACCCCACGUACAACGAGGCCAUCAUCUUCGACAUCCCCCCAGACAGCAUGGACCACGUCAGCCUGCACAUCUCAGUCAUGGACUAUGACUUGGUUGGUCACAAUGAGAUCAUUGGUGUGAACCGUGUGGGGUGCAGUGCUGAGGGGCUUGGCAAGGGCCACUGGAACGAGAUGCUGGCGUACCCACGCAAGCCCAUUGCACACUGGCACCCCCUACUGGAGGCCAAGAAAUCAGAGAAAGAGUGGAAAACGCGGACGGCCAGUUUUGACAGCCAGGGCUCCUGCCCCUCCCCCAGGCGUCCUGCUAGCCCCUGA